UAUAGUUCCUCGAGUGGAGAACAGAACAUCGCAAUUCAGACCACCGGCGUAUUACAGCUAAGACCCAGGAGUAUCUACAAGAUACCUAAGUACCGCACUUUACAUUCGUACUCGAGAGUUCUGUCCGCAAACGCAACUAUCACGAUGUCGUACCCGUCGCGACCCCUCCCCUCGCACUUGCGACAAGGCUCUAUGGGGAACGCUGCGUCCACAGGCCAAUCGCCAAUACUGCUAGCUCGCAUCAACGAAAAGAAGGCCGAAUUAGAAAGUCUCAAGGAGCUGCGAGAUCUCAGUGCAGGAUUGGCGGGGCAGAUGCAGAUGCUGGAGGAGAAACUUGCUACACUUUCAGAUGGCACAGAAGGUAUGCGCCGGAGAGAAUAGAAGUAUGAAGCAUCGCAGAAUUGUCUAAUACGAGGAUCUUAGCUGUUGCAUUAGUCCUGGGGAACUGGCACAAUGUCCUCCGUGCCAUUAGUAUGGCUUCUGGUAAGUCUUGAUGCGUCCUGUUAGAAACCGCUGCUGACUGCCAUAGCGAAAAUCCCCAAGCCGAAAGAACCCGACCAGCCCGAAGGCAGUGAUGCGCAGAAGAAGCAGCCAGAGUUGGAGUUGCCUCAAACUCUUGUCAGAAUACCGACUGAGCAUGCGCCCAUGUUACAACAAGCGACUGAGGGGACGGAAGAGUGAGGUGUUGUUGGUCAAGAUCCUCGGCGGACGAAGAAAAUAUAACGAAUUACGAUGUACGGGCAUUUGAAAGGCGUUGGAGGUGAGAUUGAUUGUGGGAAGAUCCAUAGCAGAAAGUGUCUGGGGACUUUCGUUGCAGGAGCACAUACUAGACUCCUGUGAGUUUAUGGAAUUUGUUGGAUCUACCAUGGCACAACAGCAAUCUGUGAAGAUAGUAUAAAGUAUUGAUAGAGGAGAGAUGAUACCUACCUAGGUCAAGAGAUUGACACGAGUAGUUAUCUAGGUUCUGAUAAUCAAAGACCAGGCCAAGCUCUCCAUCUAAUUUGUGUGGUAUCAGCAGUAUAUAUACCAGUCUAGCACCUAGUUACUGAGGUGGUACUCGAGUACUCAUCCCCCCAAAAAGAAACAGCAUUAGGUGAGGGCUCGGAAUCAUAUCGGCAGCGCGAUC
This is a messenger RNA of Hymenoscyphus albidus, 1126 nucleotides long. NCBI's taxonomy places the organism in Eukaryota, Fungi, Ascomycota, Leotiomycetes, Helotiales, Helotiaceae. The record is from the annotation of a GenBank genome assembly.